Letharia columbiana is the source of this 1830-nucleotide messenger RNA. RefSeq lists its product as uncharacterized. The record is from RefSeq and is a predicted model, not a curated record. The coding region runs from base 1 to 1830 and encodes 609 amino acids. Lineage: Eukaryota; Fungi; Ascomycota; Lecanoromycetes; Lecanorales; Parmeliaceae. The transcript has 4 exons.
AUGGAACCUCUAGGCCUCUCUUCCGGGGCUGCGGGCCUCAUCUCCCUUGGCAUAACUAUCUGCCAAGGCUUGCUAGACUACUAUCAUUCUUGGAAGGAUGCAGAGGACCAAGUGGCACACAUGUACUCAUCGAUUGAGGCGUUGACCGAGACCUUCAAACUCCUCAAAUCGGCCAUUGGAUCUACGGUGUUCAGCCGUGAUAGUGUGCAAAGAAUUGAAGAAAGUAUCAGGUCUGUGGAGAGGGGCCUUGAGAGCCUUCGAAAGAAGCUGGACAAGAUUCGCGUCGUUCCCCUACAAUCAGGAUGGAAAGCCAAGGGUAUGGCGCAAUUUCGAAGGACACUAUUCCCUUUCAAGGAGAGUACCUUGGCAAAGCUCAAGGAGCUUGGUAUCGAGCUACGACACGACCUCACGCUAGCCCUGGAAGUUCUACAGAUUGAGUGCUCUGCGGCGUCUUUGCAGAAGUUGGACCUGCUUGCUCACGGACUAACAAAUGUCUCCGUUAAUGUUGACAUAUUGCAAGAACGAUCUGCCGCGAUUUUCGGUAACGUCCAGAGUAUAGAAGCUUCCUCUCGAAAGACCUCCAAAUCUAUCGAUGGUUUGGUAGCGACUCAGAGCAAUGAGUACUGUCGCAAUGUGUAUAAUUGGCUUUCGCCUCUGACCGCGGAAUUCCAAAAAAAGCAUUUAGACACUUUCAAUACACCAGGGCGGCAGGAUGCUGCCGCUCGAUCGCUACUGGAGACCGCGGAAUUUAGACAUUGGCUCAGCAGACCUGGGGAAACGCUUUGGUGUCCAGGCAUACAGGGUACCGGAAAGACGAUCUUUGCCUCCUAUGCAAUCAACCACUUGCAAGGAAUCGUGGAUCGCAAUGAUACCCGCCUUGCCUACAUCUACCUUAGCUACAAAGAUACAGAGAAACAGACUGUUACCAACCUACUGGGGAGUUUGGUCUGCCAAUUAGCGUUCUUGGAGCCAGUCUUGCUGGUUGAUCUGACCGAAGCUUACGAAGCCCACGGAUCUGGAGCAACACGUCCAUCACAUGCGGAGUGCACGCAGUUACUGAGAUCUGUUGUCAGCCGUUGUGCUACAAUAUUCCUCGUCAUCGAUGCUUUUGACGAAUACCCUGAAGAGCGUAGAGGUUCUUUAGUGACAGAGUUGCAGCACCUACAUGUCAAUAUGCUGAUCACCUCAAGGGACAUACCAACCAUUGAACGCCAACUUUCAGAAGCGGUUCGACUAGAUAUACGAGCUAGAGCUGACGAUAUUUUAGAGUAUCUUCGAGAGCGGAUAUCGAGCUCGGAGAGGCUCAAGUUUCAUGCUGAUAAAGAUCCAACCUUAUGCGAUCUUAUCUCAACGACCAUUGCUGCGAGAGCUGAAGGAAUGUUUCUACAAGCCCGUCUCCACCUGGAUUUCUUGACAACAAAGACAACUCUUCGCAAAGCGAGGAAUGCUUUGACGGCUUUGCCCGAAGGCUUAAACAAUACCUAUGACGAAGCUAUGGAACGAAUCGAAUCUCAGCAUCCUGAUCAAGCUACGUUGGCCAAAAAAGUUCUGUGUUGGGUAUUUUAUGCUUCCCGGCCCCUUACGAUGUUAGAAAUACGGCACGCACUAGCAGUGGAGACUGGUGACUCAGCUCUAGACGAAGACAACAUUCCGGAGGAAGACCUGCUUUUGUCGGUGUGCAAUGGUCUUGUCACAAAUGAGAAGGAGGGGGGGCUUCUUGGCCCUGGUCCAUUACACUUUUCAACAAUAUCUGGAGCAGAAAGGGGACUGCCUUUUUCCAGAAGCUCAGGUCGACAUAGUACGGACAUGUCUUACAUACCUCUCCUUUGA